UUUCAAAGAUAGAGAGAGAGAAAAAAAUUAAGAUGAGGAGAGAGAGAAGGCAUGGAUUUGUUUUUGUGUCAAUUUUGGGCAUAGCAUUGGUGAGCUUGUUCAUGGUGAAGGCAGAAAAUACACUGCCAUCGCCAUUGAAGCUUUCAUGGCAUUACUACAAACUCAACACCACCUGCCCUGACGCAGAGGCUUACAUCAAACACCAAGUUCAGUUGUUUUGGCAAAAGGAUAAAAGCAUCACUGCCAAGUUCCUGCGUUUGCUCUCUGCAGAUUGCCUCUCAAAAAAUGGUUGUGAUGGGUCAAUACUUCUUGACGGUCCCAACUCGGAGAAAAAUGCGCCACAAAACCAAGGGCUUGGAGGGUUUGAAGUGAUCGACAAGAUCAAAAUUGUGCUUGAAGAUCGAUGCCCCGGCGUUGUUUCUUGUGCAGACAUUCUCAACUUAGCCACUAGAGAUGCGGCCCAUUUGGCUGGUGCACCAUCUUAUCCAGUUUUUACAGGAAGAAGGGACUGUUUGACAACAAGUGUCGAUGCAGUGGACUUUCCAUCCCCAUCUAUAUCAUGGCAACAAGGGCUAGCAUAUUUCCAAUCGAAGGGUCUCGAUGUUUUAGACAUGGCAACCUUACUAGGUGCACACUCAAUGGGGAAAACACACUGUCAUUACAUUAUGGAUAGGCUAUACAAUUUCAAUGGCACAGGAAAACCAGAUCCAAGCAUGAACAAAUCCUUCUUAAAAGAGCUUCAAAAGAAAUGCCCAAAAAAAUCAAAACAAGACCCAACAGUGAACCUAACUCCAAAAUCUGGAAAUGACUAUCAAUUCACUGGUCUCUACUACUCAAGAAUCCUGUCGAAGAAAGCGGUCCUCGGGAUCGAUCAACAACUUCUUUUCGGUGACGAUACAAAGGAAAUCGUCGAAGAGUUCGCUCCGAGUUCUGGAUUUGAAGACUUCCGGAAGUCCUUUGCUCUCUCCAUGAGUAGGAUGGGAAGUUUCAAGGUCUUGACCGGAAAAGAUGGCGAGAUCCGGCGAGAUUGCCGACGGAGAAACUAGUCCAGCAACUGCCAAUUCUUGGGGGGAGAAAGAAUGUAUUGUUGAGAAGAAGAAAAAAAAGUUUGUCUUUGGUUUAUGAAUAAGAUUUUAUAGCAUCUAAUAUGAUAUAAAAUAAGAAGUACAAAAAAAAUAUACAUAUACUAAUUCUAAGUUUUGAAAUUUCCAUUUGUAUUGGUGAUUCUGUUAAUGGAUAAGCAAU
Momordica charantia (bitter melon) is the source of this 1245-nucleotide messenger RNA. Its product is annotated as Peroxidase superfamily protein. The record is from RefSeq and is a predicted model, not a curated record. NCBI's taxonomy places the organism in Eukaryota, Viridiplantae, Streptophyta, Magnoliopsida, Cucurbitales, Cucurbitaceae. Gene Ontology annotation, molecular function: heme binding; peroxidase activity. Gene Ontology annotation, biological process: response to oxidative stress; hydrogen peroxide catabolic process.